Molecule: messenger RNA, 2356 nt
Organism: Ictalurus punctatus (channel catfish)
Lineage: Eukaryota; Metazoa; Chordata; Actinopteri; Siluriformes; Ictaluridae
Product: tripartite motif-containing protein 16
Exons: 6
Coding region: 796-1884 (362 amino acids)
Molecular function (GO): protein binding
Source: RefSeq, a predicted model, not a curated record
CCGAUUGUCAGAUAGAAGCUGUAACUGUGCUUCCUUGUUGCUACGAGCUGUAUACCCGUUGCUAGAUUAAAGCAAAUUCCAGUAUUCAGAUUCGGUUUCGGUCGGGAGUCGCUUGUUCAUGCGACUACUCUUUGUGUUGCUAAUUAAAGAGGCGUGCUCAGCUGAAACACAUCAGUAUUUAUUAAUUAAGAAACGCGGAGGCGGAAGCGUCAGCCCUUGUCGUGACCGAGCUCGUGUAAAGACCUGCGAGUCUACCUGUGCGAGUCCACCGAGCAAGGACACCACAAGACACCACAUGUGCUGCUAAAUAUACUUUUUUCUCCCUUUAUUCCUCUUGCUGUUACCUGUUUACACACACUAACAUGUGUCAUCAGUAUAUCCCUGUUAUUUGCCACAGGCACAGACCAUGGCAUUCUCCCAGAAACAUAUGCAACUUGGACAACUUACAUGCUCUGAACGCAGCCUCUGCAGGUUCCAUCUCAUUCUCAAUCGGACUUUGGAACUGCCAAUCUGCUGUCAACAAGGCAGAUUUCAUUCCUACAUUUGCAACCCACUCCAACCUCAGUGUGCUGGCUCUGACUGAGACCUGGAUCCAUGCUGCGAACACUGCCACACCCGCUGCCCUGGCCUCCAACUUCAACUUCUCCCAUACCUCACGUCCCAACAGACGAGGGGGUGGUACAGGUCAACUGGGGAAGUUCAUCGAUGAAUUUGACACGCUACUGUCCACCCUCCCGGAUGAUGGAACUCCGCUUCUGAUCCUUGGUGACUUCAACAUUCAUCUAGACAAGCCACAUGCAGCUGACUUUCUUGCUCUCCUUCCCACAUUUGACCUCAACCAGUUCAUCACACCAGCAACCCACAAAGCCGGCAAACAGCUUGACCUCAUCCUCACACAUGCGAUCACAGGUAGCAGUAGAUGAGAGUGAGAGGAUCUUUACUGAGAUGAUCAGCUCCAUGGAGAAAAAGCGCUCGGAGAUGAAGUUGCAGAUCAGAGCUCAGGAAAAAGCUGAACUGAGUCGAGCUGAACGACUCCUGAAGCAACUGGAGCAGGAGAUUGCUGAUCUUAAGAGGAGAGUCACUGAGCUGGAGCAGCUUUCACACACACACGAUCACAUCCACUUCCUCCAGAGUUUCCCGUCUCUCUGUGUUUCUCCUGGAUCUGAGGACUCACCCAGCUUCACUGUCAAUCAACAUCUCUCAUUUGAUGGAGUGAGGAAAUCUCUCUCAGAUCUGAAAAAACGAGUGGAGGAAAUCUGUGAGGAGGAAUUCAACAAAAUCCGUCCACAAGUUGCAGCAGUUCAGAUGAUUUUACUCUCAGAAUCAGAUUACAGAGAAGAUUUUCUGCAGUAUUUCUGUUAUCUGACUCUGGAUCCCAACACAGUACAUCAUCACCUCAUUCUGUCUGAGAAGAACAGAGCGGUGAAGAGCAAUGAGAGAAAACAGCGAUACUCUGAUCAUCCAGAGAGAUUUGACUCCUUGUAUCAGGUGUUGUGUAAGGAGAGUGUGUGUGGACGCUGUUACUGGGAGGUGGAGUGGAGCGGGGAUGAUGGUGUGGAAAUAUCAGUCUCAUAUAAAGAGAUCAGCAGGAAAGGACGGGGUAAAGAGUGUGGGUUUGGAUGCAACAGUCAGUCCUGGAGUCUGUGGUGUUCUUCUUCCUCUGUCUGUUUCUGGAACAACGGCAUUCAGACUGAUCUCCAAGGUCCAGCGUCCUCCAGAAUAGGAGUGUAUGUGGAUCACAGUGCAGGAACUCUAUCCUUCUACAGCGUCUCUGACCCGAUGAAGCUCCUCCACAGAGUCCACACCACAUUCACUCAGCCUCUAUACGCUGGGUUCAGGAUGUGGAGUUCUGACUCGACUGUGAGGUUCUGUGAUCUGAAAUGAAAUGUUGGUAAAAUUUUUUUACUAAAAUUAUAACUGAGGUGUUAGAUUUAUUUUCACCCCGAGUUAGAAUGUCACUUUUGUGUGUAGAAACUGUUACAGCCAUUUUGCAAUUUGUUAUUGUAGAGUUGGAAUUUGGGGUUGUUUGAUGCAGCAACCAGCUAGCGUAAUCUAUUAUUUGGGAUUGUGUUACAUUUUUGUAAAGUUUGGUGCUGUGUAUGUAUCAAGGUCGUGGGUUACAUGUGGUGCAAGAGGACUAUAUAUGACGUAAAUUAAACUUCUGACAGGACACACGGAAAUGGAGAGCUGGGAAGUACACCUUUUUUGACCAUGCUCCUGCACGGCAUUUCAGCACAAGUAAUUUUACGUUAAGUUUAACAGCAAGGUUUAAUUUUUAACAAGUUUUCGUUCAUUAUUUUUUUCCUGUCAAGAAAAUAAAGGACUUUCAUAUCAACGGUAUGUGAGGAGAGUGCGU